UGGACAAGAAUGAUUCAAACAUUUUGAACCCCAUUAUGCCUCGACUGGUACCCGAAAUCAAACAACAAUGCAUUACAAGACUGUAUUUUUGCGAGGUGGAACGACCGACUUUGAAUUGGAAGCAAGAAUGAAAGAUCGUGCUAUAUAUUGUCUUACCUUUUACAUGUUUCAAAUUCUCAGUGAUCCAACAUGCCUUUGUGCGGCUGUUGAAAGUCACAACAUAACGAAGCUACAUUUUAUGGAACAAGAUCUUUUACAAGGAUUGUCUAAUUACAUCAAUAUCAUGAAAGAAAAUUUGGUAGAAUACGAAGAUAUUCUUUCUCAAUCUAAACAAGACAUUUUAAAGCAAUUGGAAUAUGGCAGACGUGACUAUUUAGGAAAUCCAAUUUCAGUAUUUCGUUUAGUCAAGAGAUUUUCUGAAGGAUGGGGAAAGUUAGCAAAAUUUAUUCGAGAGGAUGACCCGACAUUUGACUUUCUGGCAAUAAUAAGGAAACAUUCAUCAUCAUUUCCGGCAACUGUAGAUGAUGCUGAAUCUUUCUUAAUAGGAAUCAAGGAGACUUCCUGACAGGCCAAUAUUGGAAAUUAGAAGAAUUUUGCUCCUUAUAACCUCAUGCGUGAAGUGGUAGAGCCACUUGAUUGGAGUGGAACAACGGACGUGACAACACCAUCCCUAUAACUAUUUUCGUUUCCAUUUGGGUGGGGCAUUGCUUUGAGUGGGAAACUGGAAGCAAGUUUUUGUUCGAGUCAAUUUGUGAAGUCAAUGAUAAUGAUAUACCACUCCUGAAAUUGCCCUUCUGACCAAACCCCUAACCGAACUCGCCGGCACGAGUUCCUAACCUGUGUGUUUUAUCAUCGUAUUCCUAUCAUUGUAGUGGUUUACGGUCUAAAAGUAAUGUAGUAAUGAUAAUAUCGAUUCUUUUGCAAUUUUAACAUUAACGUUUUAAAUUGAAUAAUCGCCAACCGUCAUAACCUCAUUUGCGUGGUUCAUUUGCUUGAUCAAAUAUUACAUAAAAUACACAAGUCAAUUAAGGGAACAACUACAUGUUCAUCAGGUUUUGUAAACAUUUAUUAUUUUACAGGUCAUUUCUUAAUUGUUGUCUUUCGCAUUAUUUAAUAACCAUAUACAUAU
This is a messenger RNA of Dendronephthya gigantea, 1129 nucleotides long. RefSeq lists its product as uncharacterized. The transcript has 2 exons. Gene Ontology annotation, cellular component: endoplasmic reticulum. Gene Ontology annotation, molecular function: procollagen-proline 4-dioxygenase activity. The record is from RefSeq and is a predicted model, not a curated record. The coding region runs from base 68 to 565 and encodes 165 amino acids. NCBI's taxonomy places the organism in Eukaryota, Metazoa, Cnidaria, Anthozoa, Malacalcyonacea, Nephtheidae.